ACAUGGAGCAAAGACUUAGAAACUCCACACUCUUACGUACAGGCCGCGACAAAGAAGAGGCCCCCGCGCAAAAUACCAUUCGUCUGGAAGAAAAUCAAAGGGCCAAUGGUUUUCCAGGUAUUAUAGGCGAAGGGUGUUCCAUACACGCGAUCGAUUCAUCCAUCCAAAUCCCUUCUCUCUUUUCUCGGUUCGCUUGGAAGAAGGAUAAAGGGCUUAUUGACUUUGAUGGCGUCCGUACGAGGGGGAUAUUCCGUGUCGCCCGCGUACGGAGGGGCUGGGCGGGCGGUAAAAGGUAAAAGCCUGUGGUGAAAGAGUUAAUUUACCCGUCGGAUUUUUUAAUGCCUUGUCUUUGGGGUCUCGAUUGAGGAGGGGGGCCGCGGCGAGCAGAAGGCGCUGGCUAUGGCGGCUUGAUUCUCUUCGACGGCGAUCGGGCUCUCCUGCGACAGCGUCUUCAUUCGCGCAUCCGGUUUGCCGCGGCUUUGAUCGUCCCUCUCUGGCAGGGUUGUUCUUCAUUCUUGUGAUUUCUUCUCCAUUCUUGCGAUUUCCUAGCGAUUGCUCUUGCUUCUGAUGCAUUCUCCCUCCCGGCAGCCGAAAUUUCCUCCGGUCGUGUCACUCCCAAUUUCCUCCCCCUCUCCCUGUGCUGCUGGCUCUUGCUGCCCGUCACGAUUCCGAGCCAAACCCCAUCCAGGAUGCCCGGCCUCCUCUUCCAGGGGCCGCGGAGGAUCGAGAUCGAUCCUCCUACGCUCUCUGAUCUGCUCCAUUCGCGCUCCAUCGACAAGGAUUUGAGCCUAGAGCCUCCGCUUUCCCCUCUCACCCCCGGGGGCAAGCACAAGGCGUGUCGGCCGUCUCUCUCGCAGGCUUCUUGGAUCCACAGCUUCAAGGAGCUCGAGAAUGGCGAUCAAUCCAAGACCAAUAUUUCGUCGUCGCGCUCGUCCGGGGGAGCCGGGGGCCAAUGCGUUGCCGCCAGCAACGGCGAAGGCGAUCACGACCUCGCGGCGAUGGUUCACGAGUUCAUCGAGGACGGUAGCCGCGACCGCGACGAGGGCGACGGCGAUGGCGCCGAUGGCGCGCCACCGGGAAGCCUGUGCGACAGCUUGAAGGUGUUGGGAUCGAGCAAGUCGGGCGUGGAGGUCGAAUUGGUGGCCAAGGUCUCGGCCGUGCUGCUGGCGAUGUCCGAGGAGGGCAUGGUUUGCUACGGCGAUCCAGGCAGCGAUUGCAAAGGCGCUUGCGUUCGUCAGCUGGUGGCCAAGCACCUCAAGUCGCAAGGCUACGACGCAGCCAUUUGCAAAUUGCGGUGGCCGAUUUCGGGCAACGUGCCAGGAGGUGACUACGAAUACGUUGACGUUGUAUUCGACAGCGGGGGCCAGGCCGAAGAUCGCCGCCUGAUCCUCGACCUGGAUUUCCAGUCCCAGUUUGAGAUCGCCCGGCCGACCCCGAGCUACCGCGCAGCGCUCAAGCUCCUCCCGGUGGUGUUCGUGGGCAGCGUCAAGAAGCUCCACCGGGUGCUGGAGAUCAUGUCCGAGGCAGCCAAGCAAUCGCUGACGCAGAACUCGAUGCAUCUGCCGCCGUGGCGGACGAUCGAGUACAUGUUCGCGAAGUGGCUGUCGUCGCCGCACGAGAGGAUCCGCGGCAGCAGCAAGGUGGUUCCGCUCGCCACCCCGGGUCCGAGCUUCAAGCCCGCGGCGGCGCCGAGCGCAGCCCCUCGCCAGGCAUGGAGGUUUUGUUGUACAGAGAAUAGCAGCAGCAAAGGUAGCAGCAAAGGUGGGUGCUGUGAUCAACUUAGGCGGAUCAAGGAGGGCCUCCGAGCAGCAGCAGCAGCAGCAGCGGCAGUGGAAGUCGACGAGGCUCUUCCACCGCGUCGAAGAUCAUCCAACCAUCGAGAUCGUGAGGUUCGUGUACAUGGUUACCGGCGUAGCGCUAGCACAGCACCGGGGUUUCACAAUUGGUAGCAAGGAGCGAAGAAGGGGGGAAUUGGAGCUCAACUUAACACCCCCCGAUCAGAGAUUGUUCCGUCCCGGCCCAAGAACAAAGAGGAGAAGAUCUCAUCUCCCUCCCGGAAGUUUAGCGUUCCUCGUUUUUCAUCCAUACUUUUAGCCUAUAGCUAUAGGGAGACUGCAAACGGAGGCUCUGGUUACCUUACGUAGCUAGCUACCAGUUUUGUUUUACGCUCAUACCAGAUCAACAAAUUUGUGGUUUGUUUGGUAA
Molecule: messenger RNA, 2205 nt
Organism: Selaginella moellendorffii
Lineage: Eukaryota; Viridiplantae; Streptophyta; Lycopodiopsida; Selaginellales; Selaginellaceae
Exons: 3
Coding region: 690-1949 (419 amino acids)
Source: RefSeq, a predicted model, not a curated record